This is a messenger RNA of Gryllus bimaculatus (two-spotted cricket), 1524 nucleotides long. Lineage: Eukaryota; Metazoa; Arthropoda; Insecta; Orthoptera; Gryllidae. The record is from the annotation of a GenBank genome assembly.
GGCCAUGAGCGUCUGCCGCUCGUAGCCAGCAGCGCCGCCGCCCUCGCCGCCGCCGGAGCCACAGCCGCUCCCGGGCUCGCCCACCCGCCCGCGACCCGCGCCGCCGCCACCGUCCCCGCCCCCGCUGCCGCCGCCGCCGGCCCGUCCAGCGCCGCCAGCGCCGCCGGCUCCGCCAUGGCCGGCAUGACCGAGCUGUUCCUCAAGGCGUUCGUGGCGCGCGUCGCCGACGACUUCAAGCAGAAGGAGCUGCUGCCGCUCAAGCUGCUCUUCUUCGUGCACGCCUCCACCGUGUUCGUGCUGUACCCGUACCUGACGAUCCACAUGCGCGAACUGGGCAUCAAUGUGAAGGAGACGGCCAUCAUGUCGGCGGUGACGCCCGUCAUGGCCAUCGUGAUGCCGCCCCUCGCCGGCAUGAUCCUGGCUUGGCAACGUUUCUCGGCGGCGGGCGGCGCGGUGGCGCUUGCUCGCUGCUCCUGGUGCCGGCGGGGCGCGUCAAGGUGGCGUUUCCGGGAGCGCGCUAGGCGCUGGGCCAGCUGGGCUGCGGCCCCGCGGGGGCGGCGGAGGCGGCGCUGGCGCGGCCGACGCUCGCUGGAGCUGGCGCUGCGCCGCGCCGACGUUGAUGCCGGCCGGCUGUGCCCGUGGCAACGGCGUUCCCACCGCGCGCGUGCGCGGCGCCGCGCCGAGGCGUGCGGCCCUGCUGGCUCAUAUACAUUUGAAACUAACCCCUUCCCAUACACUAAAUUAACUGUAUUAGCCACAUUAAAUUAUGUGUUCGGAAAAACAAGUUCGAUAUGCACCGAUCACAGUGAAGACAUCGCAAAAUUCCUGCUAGAAAUGAUGAAUUCGUUACCGAGUAAUUUGGUCCCACUUCCAGCAUUGUUUCGUGGCAGAAGUACAACUGUAUAUCCUACAAGCUUAAAUCAUAAUUUUCCUUCUGACUUUCAUGCUUUUCACUUUUCAUUUAAUUUCGUUUUAUUUUUUCUUCUAUCUUCUCUUCAGCAUCUCCCAUUUCAUUUCCGUUCUUUAGUCCUAGAUUUCACCUUCACCCCUAUAUUUCAUUUCUUCUUUUCUUCUGCGGUGAGAGCUUUACUCACCUCUGGAUCUCCGUUAAUAAUUUCUUCCUUCGCAUUUAGUAGCUGCUUCUUCUUCUUCGCCCCACUCUUCUCAGCCUCGGAGACGACACUAUUCUCCUCUUUCUCCCGUUCUUUCUCCACGCCCCCUCGCGCUGCCUUCCUCUCUGCCAGAGCGUGCCCCUUACAGCGUGCGUGUGCGUGCGCGUGUGUGCGGCAGGGGGAGGCGCACUUCCGCACGGCGGCGCGCGCGCUGGCGGGCGGGCGCCUGCUGUUCCUGCCGGCGGAGGGGCUGGUGCGCGUGCGGUGCGGGGGCGGCGCGGGGUGCGCGCUGGGGUCGUCGGCCGGGUGGCCGCCGGCCGGCCGCCCCGCCGCCGCGCCGCCCGCCGCCGGCGACUUCUGCGCCAGCCAACCUCUCGGCCGCGCCUCGCCGCUCGCCCGCCCAGGAAACACU